AUGCGCCCCGAACACCGCAGAGGGGCAGGGUUCCGGGCGGCAGCGGCCCUGCUGAAGGUGCUAUGUCUUCGACUGGGACGCGCCCCGGGCCUUCGGUUACACGCUCCGCAAGCGAAGUCCCUUCGCACGGGAUUCCCGCCACUGCACGCCCCCCACUUCCCGCCCGGGCUGCAGCUGCCGUCUUGGGACCCACCGCUGCCCUCGGCUCCCAGUCCGAGCGAGGCCUGGGCACUAUUUAAAGGAAAGUUCCGAGAAGGCAUUGAUAAGCCUGACCCCCCAACCUGGAAGACACGCUUACGAUGUGCUCUGAACAAGAGCAACGACUUCGAGGAGCUGGUGGAGAGGAGCCAGCUGGACAUCUCAGACCCUUACAAGGUCUAUAGGAUUGUUCCCGAGGGAGCCAAGAAAGGAGUGAAGCAGCUCACUCUGGAGGAUCCACAGAUGUCCAUGAGCCACUCCUACUCCAUGGCAACUCCCUACACCUCCCUCCCUGCUCAGCAGGUUCAUAACUAUGUGAUGCCAACCCUCGAUCGCAGCUGGCGGGAUUAUGUCCCUGAUCAGCCGCACCCAGAAAUGCCAUAUCAAUGUCCUAUGACGUUUGGACCCCGAAGCCACCACUGGCAAGGCCCGGCUUGUGAAAAUGGUUGCCAGGUGACAGGAACCUUUUAUGCUUGUGCCCCACCUGAGUCCCAGGCUCCUGGAAUCCCCACAGAGCCAAGCAUAAGGUCUGCUGAAGCUUUGGCGCUCUCAGACUGCCGGAUGCACAUCUGUCUGUACUACCGGGAAAUCCUGGUGAAGGAGCUGACCACGUCUAGCCCUGAGGGCUGUCGGAUCUCCCAUGGACACACGUAUGAUGCCAGCAGCCUGGACCAGGUGCUGUUCCCCUACCCAGAGGACAACAGCCAGCGGAAGAAUAUCGAGAAGUUGCUGAGCCACAUGGAGAGGGGUGUGGUCCUCUGGAUGGCCCCUGAUGGGCUGUACGCUAAGAGACUGUGCCAGAGCAGGGUCUACUGGGAUGGGCCUCUGGCCCUGUGCAGCGACCGACCCAACAAACUGGAGAGAGACCAAACCUGCAAGCUCUUCGACACGCAGCAGUUUUUGUCAGAGCUGCAGGCAUUUGCCCACCACAGCCGCCCUCUACCAAGAUUCCAGGUGACCUUGUGCUUCGGGGAAGAGUUUCCAGACCCCCAGAGACAAAGGAAGCUCAUCACAGCUCACGUGGAACCUCUGCUAGCCAGACAACUAUAUUAUUUUGCUCAACAAAACAGCGGACAUUUCCUGAGGAGCUAUGAUUUACCCGAGCACAUUAGCAGUCCAGAGGAUUAUCACAGGUCUAUCCGUCAUUCCUCCAUUCAAGAAUGA
Molecule: messenger RNA, 1362 nt
Organism: Carlito syrichta (Philippine tarsier)
Lineage: Eukaryota; Metazoa; Chordata; Mammalia; Primates; Tarsiidae
Gene: IRF4
Product: interferon regulatory factor 4
Exons: 9
Coding region: 1-1362 (453 amino acids)
Biological process (GO): immune system process; regulation of transcription by RNA polymerase II
Cellular component (GO): nucleus
Molecular function (GO): RNA polymerase II cis-regulatory region sequence-specific DNA binding; DNA-binding transcription factor activity, RNA polymerase II-specific; protein binding
Source: RefSeq, a predicted model, not a curated record